Molecule: messenger RNA, 453 nt
Organism: Rhizophagus irregularis DAOM 181602=DAOM 197198
Lineage: Eukaryota; Fungi; Glomeromycota; Glomeromycetes; Glomerales; Glomeraceae
Source: RefSeq, a predicted model, not a curated record
AUGGAAAUUAUGGAUUACAUGGCUCAUGGAAGGAAUAAUCGUGUUUCCGAGCUCAAGGAAGCUAUCAAAGCAAGAAGACAACCACGUUUUGAUCAGUUUUCUUUUGAUGAACUUAAGCUGUUAAAGCUUAAGAAACCCGUUAAUGACGGGCAUAUUUUCGAUAUUCGAAAUUUCACACUUCAAGUUGACGAGGAAGAGGAUGACAAUGUAACUUUAAUGAAAGAUAUGCAAAAAAUUGUUACUUACUGGCCUGAAAAUCAAACGCCUCCCAAAGAUCUCAUACACGUUAUUAUAGAAACGCCUGAUCUCGCCACUGAUAAAAGAAAACAUGAGGAUCAUAUUAUAACAACAGAAGGGCCAUUACACCCACAUCAAGGUUCGCUGAUGCUUCCUAUACACGAAAGAGAUAUCUUUCAAAGCUUAGGGAAACACUCAGGUGUGAAAGAAGACUAG